AUGUAUGACAAACUGCUAAAAUGUCCACGGCCUUCUGUUACGUGCAUGAAAGUUGCACUAAUUCAGUAUGUCCUGCACUUGUACGGAUACUUCAAGGAAUGGCAACAAAAUCCACAGUGGUCCCUCUCCUGCUUCCUGGCCCCGCUCCUCCCCCUCAGUGGCCUGCAGGCGGAAGUAACUGGUAUGGUUGAUACGAAUGUCCUUGAUAAUCAGCUGCAAACAGGACAAGUGGAGAUGCCCACUCUUGUAGGUGCGGUAAAAGACAGUGGUGUCGUUAAUGUUACACUCGAGGAAGGUGAACAGCAACAAGAAACCUUUUGCAGGGAAGGUGAACAAAUUGGUAAACACGAGAUCGCCAAGGAUAACUUAAAACAGCAACUUUGUAAGAAGCAUCUUCUUACAGUUGCUAUGGCUACAGAAAGAAGUUCAAUUAAAGUUCCAUGUGAAAAUGAAGACUUACCUGACAAAGAAAAUGCACCAGAUUUUGACGAGGACACUUUACGAGCCACAGCUGAUGUUUGUAGGAAUGAGGGUAAUGAGGCCUUCAAGAAAGGAGAUUUCAUCAAUGCUAUUUAUUUUUACACUGAAGGAAUUAAAUUGAACUGCAAUGAGAAAGUACUGAAGGCUAAACUGUACAACAACAGGGCUAUUGCACAUUCUAAACUUGGAAAUCAUCAAGAUUCACUAAGGGAUGCAGAAGCAGCCAUUGAGUUAAAUCCAACUUUCCUUAAGGCAAUUGUGAGAGGAGCCACUGCCUGUGUUGAACUGAGGAGAUUUGAAGAAGCAAUCACUUGGUGUGAUAAGGGAUUAGCUAUUGACAAAAACAAUAGGAUCUUGUCGUCAUUGAGACUUCAGUCAGUCAGAGAAGUAGGAGAUAAGUCCAUGGAGAAAGAUCCUGUUAGUCAUGACCAUGGUGGUGCAAGUUCAGGUGAUGUCAAGAAAGUCAUAGACUUCUACAAUCGGGGAGAAGAAGCCAUAGAGUACCUCAAUCUAUGUCUUAAAACAGCUAAAGAAGUAGGAGACAAGCAUGGGGAGCGUAAUGCUUAUGGCAAUCUCGGCAAUGCUUAUCACAGUCUGGGUGAUUUGAAAAAAGCCAUAGAGUACUACAACCUACAUCUUAAAAUAGCUAAAGAAGUAGGAGACAAGCAUAGGGAGGGUAAAACUUAUGGCAAUCUUGGCAUUGUUUAUCGCAGUCUGGGUGAUUUAAAAAAAGCCAUAGAGUACCACAACCUACAUCUUGAAAUAGCUAAAGAAGUAGGAGACAAGCAUUGGGAGGGUAAAACUUAUGGCAAUCUUGGCAUUGUUUAUCGGAGUCUGGGUGAUUUAAAAAAAGCCAUAGAGUACCACAACCUACAUCUUAAAAUAGCUAAAGAAGUAGGACACAAGCAUGGGGAGGGUAGCGCUUGUGGCAAUCUAGGCAAUACUUAUCGCCGUCUGGGCGAUUGCAAAAAAGCCAUAGAGUACCACAACCUACAUCUUAAAAUAGCUAAAGAAGUAGGAGACAAACAUGGGGAGAGUAGCGCUUGUGCCAAUCUUGGCAAUGCUUAUCACAGUCUGGGUGAUUUGAAAAAAGCCAUAAAGUACCACAACCUAGAUCUUAAAAUAACUAUAGAAGUAGGAGACAAGCAUGGGGAGGGUGGUGCUUAUGGCAAUCUUGGCAAUGCUUACCACAGUUUGGGUGAUUUCAAAAAAGCCAUAGAGUACCACAACCUACAUCUUAAAAUAACUGAAGAAGUAGGAGACAAGCAUGGGGAGGGUAGUGCUUAUGGCAAUCUUGGCAUUGCUUAUCGCCGUCUGGGUGAUUUAAAAAAAGCCAUAGAGUACCACAACCUACAUCUUAAAAUAGCUAAAGAAGUAGGAGACAAGCAUGGGGAGGGUAGCGCUUGUGGCAAUCUUGGCAAUGCUUAUCACAGUCUGAGUGAUUUUAAAAAAGCCGUAGAGUACCACAACCAACAUCUUAAAAUAGCUAAAGAAGUAGGAGACAAGCAUGGGGAGGGUGGUGCUUAUGGCAAUCUUGGCAAUGCUUACCACAGUUUGGGUGAUCUCAAAAAAGCCAUAGAGUACUUCUGUCUACAUCUUAAAAUAGCUAAAGAAGUAGGACACAAGCAUGGGGAGGGUAAAGCUUAUGGCAAUCUUGGCAUUGCUUAUGAACGUCUGGGUGAUUUCAAAAAAACCAUAGAGUACCACAACCUACAUCUUAAAAUAGCUAAAGAAGUAAGAGACAAGCAUGGGGAGGGUAACGCUUAUGGCAAUCUUGGCAAUGCUUAUUACAGGCUAGGUGAUUUCAAAAAAGCCAUAGAGUACCAUAACAUAGAUCUCAGAAUAGCUAAAGAAGUAGGAGACAAGCAUGGGGAGGGUACUACUUAUGGCAAUCUUGGCAGUGCUUAUAGCAGUCUGGGUGAUUUAAAGAAAGCCAUAAAGUACCACAACCUACAUCUUAAAAUAGCUAAGGAAGUAGGAGACAAGCAUGGAGUGGGUGGUGCUCAUAGCAAUCUUGGCAAUGCUUAUCACCGUCUGGGUGAUUUAAAAAAAGCCAUAGAGUACCACAACCUAGGUCUUAAAAUAGCUAAAGAAGUUGGAGACAAACAUGGGGAGGGUAAAGCCUAUGGUAGUAUUGGUAAUGUGUAUCAAACUGUAGGAGAUUUGAUAAAGGCUAACAAGUUAUACAACCUAAUGCUUAAAAUUGCUAAAGAGGUCGAAGACAAAUCCUUGGAGGCAAUGGCUUACGGUUUAUUAGGGUGCGUUUUUGAGUUGCAGGGUGGACUGCCAAAAGCCGUUGAACAUUACCAAGCUAGCAUAAACUUAUAUAAUUCCUUAAGAGUACUCCUAAAAUCUAAAGAUGAGUGGAAAGUUAAUUUUCGAAAUCAGUAUCAAAUGGCGUAUGCGGGUUUAUGGAGAGUUCUCGUAAAACAAGGUAAUAUGGAUGAAGCCUUAUUUGUUGCUGAGAAAGGACGAGCUCAAGCUCUGACCGACCUUAUGGAAUCUAGUUUUUGUGGUGGAACAAAUCAGGACAAGAGAGGCGAUGAAGAUUUGGUAUUUUUAAAGAACGUUCCAUCAGACACUGUGUUUCAGGCAGUGGACAAAGCUGACGUCAAUCUUUGGGUUGUGUCCGAAGGAAAACCAGUUCAGUUGAGACAAAGUAAACUCAAUAGGUUUGUUUCAGAGAAUAGUGGAGCGAGCCAGUCCUUUGAGUCGUUCAUGCUCAGUAUCUACACGCAACUUGGUGUUCGUUCUGAUGUGAGAUGCGAGAAUCGAUCUUUGGAUGUUUUGAGGGAGAGCCAUUCAAAAGUGGAUGAGAAAACUAAAGAAGUCAACCCUCAACCUCACAUCCAACAAAACGAAUGCUUGAGCACUUUGUAUGAUAUCGUUAUGAAGCCGGUGGCUGACUUGGUUCAAGGGGAUGAGCUAGUCAUUAUUCCCGAUGGACCCCUGUGGCUCACUCCUUAUGCUGCAUUGAAGGAUGGUAAUUCUAAAUACAUGUGUGAAUCGUUCAGAAUCCGACUCGCUCCAUCGUUAACAAGUCUUAGACUCAUUGCCGAUUGCCCAGAUGAUUAUCACAAAAGCAGUGGUGCGUUACUUGUAGGAAAUCCGUGGGUAGCCGAGGUUACCGACAGCAAGGGAGAAAAACUCCUCGAGCAGCUUCCGUAUGCUAAAGAAGAGGUAGAAAUGAUCGGGAAAAUUCUGAAUAUCGAGCCAAUCACUGGCAGACAGGCCACGAAGCGUGAGGUGUUGAAAAGACUCAGUUCUGUUUCCUUAGUUCACUUUGCGGCACACGGAUGUAUGGAAACUGGCGAAAUUGCUCUUACACCUGACCCACAUCGAAUAUCUUCUGUGCCAACGGAGAAUGAUUACAUUUUAACAAUUGGAGAUGUGUUGAAUAUUCAACUUCGUACCAAACUUGUUGUGCUUAGUUGCUGCCACAGUGGUCGGGGCGAGAUCAAGGCUGAAGGUGUGGUUGGCAUCGCCCGUGCUUUUAUGGGGGCUGGAGCUCGGUCUGUUGUGGUGUCCCUGUGGGCGAUUGAUGACGAGGCUACUCUCCAGUUCAUGAAAUGCUUUUAUCAACACCUUGCAGAAGGUAAACCUGCAAGCGAGUCACUGAACCUGGCCAUGAAAAGCCUCAGAGAA
Messenger RNA from Pocillopora verrucosa, 4125 nucleotides. NCBI's taxonomy places the organism in Eukaryota, Metazoa, Cnidaria, Anthozoa, Scleractinia, Pocilloporidae. The record is from RefSeq and is a predicted model, not a curated record.